Plasmodium inui San Antonio 1 is the source of this 303-nucleotide messenger RNA. RefSeq lists its product as hypothetical. Bases 1 to 303 code for a protein of 100 amino acids. The record is from RefSeq and is a predicted model, not a curated record. Lineage: Eukaryota; Apicomplexa; Aconoidasida; Haemosporida; Plasmodiidae. The transcript is spliced from 2 exons.
AUGAGAAGAGGAAAGAAACAGGAAUCCAAGAAACAAUUGAAGAUUAAUGAGGCCACCAACAAGGAUGGAAGAGACUACCUAAGAGAGAUGGAAGUAUCAGGAGAGUAUAUAAGAACCCCCUCAAUAGCAGCAACCUCAGGCGAUAAUGACACAAUUCCAAAACAUCCGGAGGGCAAAAUCAUCCAAUACCCAUUCGCAAAAAUUCCCGACCAAUAUCCAAAAACAAACAGCGGAUCUAAUGACAUAAACCCGAAGUACAACAUAAAUAAGAAUUUAAACGAAGGAUUACACAAAAAAAUAUAA